Scylla paramamosain (green mud crab) is the source of this 3099-nucleotide messenger RNA. RefSeq names its product dorsal root ganglia homeobox protein-like (gene Drgx). The record is from RefSeq and is a predicted model, not a curated record. Gene Ontology annotation, biological process: regulation of transcription by RNA polymerase II. Bases 1516 to 2934 code for a protein of 472 amino acids. Gene Ontology annotation, molecular function: DNA-binding transcription factor activity, RNA polymerase II-specific; RNA polymerase II transcription regulatory region sequence-specific DNA binding. Lineage: Eukaryota; Metazoa; Arthropoda; Malacostraca; Decapoda; Portunidae. The transcript is spliced from 9 exons.
CUUUUCCUCCCUUCUUCAUCUUGCUUGCCUUCUUUAUUUUCACUGGUAUCUCGUUAUCUCUUUCUUUCUUUUACCUUUUUAUUCUCCUUUCCACUUGUGUUUUUCCUUCUUUCUUCAACCUCCUCCCUUGAUACGUCUUUAUUUAUUCUCUCUUGCUCCUCUUCAAGCUUCCCUCCCGCUGAUGACUCUUCUUCCCUGCUCUUCCAUCCCUCAUAAUCCUUCUCCUCCUCCUUCUGUGUUCCGUACUCCCCCUACCUCCUCCUCCGCCUCCCCCUCAUAUAACAGCAUAAUUAAAUCUAGCCUCUCAUCUGGCCGUGAUGGUGGGGUAAGCACAUCAGCUCGCAGUCCGCUCAUUAACACUAAAGAUGAUCCCUGAUGCACCUUGCUUCUUCCCCUCUCCUCUCGCCUUCCUUCCUUCCUUCUCUCCUCCCUUUGUUUCUGCGUCUCCCUCCCGCUUUCCGCCUUCCCCGUCAGGCCCCGGUGCGUUGUAUGGCAAGGCUAUGCUAGGGUAAUGUUACAGGCGCCUUAGUUCGCGGUGUGUGUCGGCAGGGAGGUAAAUAGUGAGGUUAGCGGCGGCGUGGCGGGGAGGAGUCGGCACGGGUCGCGGCACCUAAGACAGUCCCGCCAUCAGGCCAUAUUUACUGAGGUCUGGCGGCGAUAUUGAGCCAUUGGAGGGGAUUCAUUGCGUAAAUGGCUGGGAUAAUACAUCGCUGAUGGGACAAUGACGCCCUGUAUUGGCUGUAGAUUUGCUCCAUUUCAUCCGAAAAUCAAUGACUUCGCCGCCCAUUCUUGUUAGGCAACCGCGACAAUAUCAUUUUGGGGAUGCCGACACACUGACUCCCGCGGGCUGCCGGGGGCCGCCACGCGCUGGGGCGGCGGCCCCCGGCACUGCCGUGGCCCCGCGCGCGGAGGGCAGCACCCCUUCCCCUUGGAUAAUGCAACAACACAGAAAUAAUCCCAAUGAACAGCAAUAAAUAGUGGCGGCUGGCAUGGCGGGGCGGCGGGGUCAUCGUACACUGAGGUUAGGUACAGAUUCCCUUGUUUCCCCCAACCACAGCGAUCACUCCCCUCAUUAGCAGGCCGGCAGCCAAUGGCGGCGCGCCUCGACCCCGCCCACCAAUCACCGAGCGGCGGCCGGGCGCGAUGCGUCUGCGCCAGAAGUUUUGAGUGGCCGCCUUCCGUGUUUGCACAUGGAAAGGAGGCAAUGAUUUGAUAAGGGAAGACCAUAUUGGGUUUGUACCAUCUGAUUCUGGUAAUAGAGGCCGGAGCCACGCGCGAGGGAGGUGGUGGGCCUAGUGUGAGGGUGUCAGUGUGGUGCAAGUGUCCCGCGUGGCCAGGCGACCCGCUACUCACCCGACGCCUCCCGCAGCCAUCCCGGCCCUGGAGUGUGACGCCGCCGCCGCCGCCGCCGCCGCCGCCUUCGCCGCUGCCGCCCCUGCCGCCGCUGCCGCCGCCGCUGCUGCUGCUGCCGCCCGCCGCCCGCCUCCUGCAGGAUACGAGGCGUCAACCUCAAACAUGAAUUUCGGUUCCAGCAUGUUCUGCUACCACUGCCCUCCCAGCCUGCACCCCGGCACCUCCCCACGCCUCCCGACCCUGGACUUCCCCUACUCCCCAGCACACCCGUACACCAGCUACAGUUAUCACCCAGACCUUCACGAUGAAACUUUCGUCAGGAGGAAGCAGAGGAGAAACAGAACCACCUUCACCUUACAGCAGCUGGAGGAACUGGAGAACGCCUUCACGCAGACCCACUACCCCGACGUGUUCACCCGCGAGGAGCUGGCCAUGAAGAUCAACCUGACGGAGGCGAGAGUGCAGGUGUGGUUCCAGAACAGACGAGCCAAGUGGAGGAAGAGUGAGAGACUGAAGGAGGACCAGAGGAAGAGAGAAGCCAUGGAGGGGGACGGAACAACGCAAGCCAAGAGCGAGAACCCCCAGGACGAGGACGCUGCAGGAACCACCCUCAAGGUUUCCUCCCCUCAUUCCCCACACUCCCCACCCUCAUCCCGCCCGCAGACGCCCAUUUCCUCCCCCACCCACACAGAUUACCCCGCCCAGUCCCCCCUCGCCCAUGUAUCUCCUGGGCCAGCUGCUACACCGCCCCUAGAACCAGAUCAGUCCACCUCGCCCCUCGGUUACGACCACGCCCACUACGAGGACAGGGCGGAAGGGCGUGACCUGAAGGAGGAACCCGAGACCAGAGAGGAGGACUGUGGGCGUGAAAGAGCCUCUGCCACUCCCCCCAAACCCACAGCCUCGCCUAAGAGUGAAGAACGCCGGCCAGAGGGGGCGGCCUCUCCCCCAGGUUCCGCCCCUCUCAGUGACGUCACGCCCACGUCACACAUCUCCCCGCCAAUCAUCAGGCCGCCCGUCUCCCUGGCCAGCGGGGUGGGCGGGGCCAUGGGCGGCGCCAGCUUCUCGCCGCAUCUCUUCCCGUCGCUCAUAGACAGUCGGUUCCGGCCACUGAUAGAGCGAUCACCGGGCCUGUUCUUCCCGCCUCACCUGCCCGGCCCCCUCGCCUCCCACCUGUUCCCUCAUCUAAAAGGGUUCCCGGGGUUGUGUUCCUGCUGCCCCAUCAAGCCGCCGACCUUCAGCCCCUUGUCCUCCCUCGCCUCUACCUCCCUCGCCAACCCUCUUUCCUCCCUCACGAGCCAGACGCCCUCCCUCGCCUCCCUCGCCGGCCAGAGCCCCUCUCUCGCCUCCCUCGCCAGCCAGACGCCCCUGUCCUCCCUCACCAGUGACCCGCGGAGCUCCAGCGUGGCGGAACUCAGGAGGAAGGCGCAGGAACACUCGGCGGCGGUCCUGCAGAGCCUCCACGCGGCCUCCCUCCACAACCUGCAGCAGUCCCUUCACCAGUCCUCCGCCCUCAACAUCGAGAAUCUGCUGAAGAAUGAGUCCCCGGUGCCUGGGUCAGAAAGGGACGCCUCGCAGUAACAUUCAUGUCCCUCCCGCCGCCUCCUCCCGCUGCCCCAAGUUUCUCAAGCACCAGUCCCGUAGCUGAAAUAGGAAAGUCUCUUCUCCCCGUCAUAGUGUUUGGAAUCAACGCCGCUAAUGUACAUAGUGAAAACCCGAAAUGCUGUCUAUUGUCUUGUCUUUUAU